Molecule: messenger RNA, 783 nt
Organism: Coprinopsis cinerea okayama7#130
Lineage: Eukaryota; Fungi; Basidiomycota; Agaricomycetes; Agaricales; Psathyrellaceae
Exons: 2
Coding region: 1-783 (260 amino acids)
Source: RefSeq, a predicted model, not a curated record
AUGAGGAUGCAUAACUCCCAGUACAUCAACGCCAUCCGCCAGGGCCACGCCUACGGCAAGGAGGUGUACGUCUCUCCCCCACCCCACCCCCAUCGCGCAUCACAUCCUUCGACAUACGACUCGCUGGACCUUUCGCAGUCGAUUACACCCGAGCAGCAGAUCCAAAUGAAGGUGAUGCUUAAGCAUCAGCUUAACCAGGGCCAGGUCUCCAAUAUGCCCCAUGGAUUCCCCUUCCACUAUGUACCGGACUACCACGGUGGCGCCAAGAUCUCAUACGGACCCUACGAAUUCCGACAGGAGUUGGACCUCUCCAGCCAUUGGGGACCACGCUGCGUCUGGACUGCCAAGUUCAGCUUCGUCCCGCCAACUUCCCGAAGGGAUGGACAAUACGUCUGGACUAUUUCCCUCCCAACUGUCAGUUCUUGCAGCCGAAACUCCAGAGCAUCGCGGGAAGCUGGCUACACCAUCGCUGCCGAGGUUCAAUUAGACGCCGGCAUCGCCGGAACACCCUACUUUGCGAAAGUCCAAUCUAACGAGUCGAAGAUCAUCCCUCGAGCUCUGGCUAUCUCACUCGAGUUCUCCGCGAAGCUCAGGAUCUGUCUGGCCGAUCACCAACUGGUGGCUGCUCUUACGCCGUCGAUGAAGGGAUCGAGGGCCUUGCCUGCCGUCGGAGACAUUGUCUAUCUUGGAACCAAUACGGAGGGACAGCAGCAGCUCCUGUAUGUUCUCGACCACCGGACGAUGUCGCCCAAAUUCUCUGCUGCUGCUUCCGCUGGACGAUAA